Molecule: messenger RNA, 1932 nt
Organism: Penicillium cataractarum
Lineage: Eukaryota; Fungi; Ascomycota; Eurotiomycetes; Eurotiales; Aspergillaceae
Gene: acoC
Exons: 8
Coding region: 1-1932 (643 amino acids)
Source: RefSeq, a predicted model, not a curated record
AUGGUGACGACUGAGCUGUUACAAGAGUUAGAGAAGACCCGGGAGGCAAACGCCUUGAAGGAUGUACUUGAGAUAUCUUGCCAGCCUCGAGAGUUGGGCGGCUUAGAGAUAUCUGAAGUUUGCCAGCUCAGCUCAGUACAAGAAUCUGAGAUUCUUUUCUUGUCAUCUGCGUGGCUAGAGGCGCUGAAUUCAGCAGAUCGUGCAAAAAGUUUGCCGGAACCCAUACCACGCCGCCCAGUAGGCCGACGGGGAAUGACACUUAGUGAGAAGAUAUUCGCUAUGCAUGACAUGGGAGGUAAAGGCUUCGUUAUCCCCGGGGAGCUGAUUCGAGUUCAUGUGGACUGGGUCAUUGCAUCCGAGGCAUCCUGGGCUGGAAUGGAGAGAACGUAUGAUAGUCUCGGUAAACCGGGAAUAUUCCGUAAUGACCGAUUCUGGCUUGCCGGAGAUCAUGUUGUGGAUCCUAGGGUCAAUAAACUGCCAAAGGUGCAGGCGCUGAUUGACGCAAGUGAACGUGCGAAGAAGGUCUUUAAGAUGACGGAUUACCAAGGCAUGAAUUAUACCAUUCUCCACACCGAGUUCUACAGAGAACGUGCGCAGCCUGGCAUGGUAAUCGUUGGGUCGGACUCGCACACAUGCUCAUCUGGUGCCUUGGGAUGUCUUGCCAUCGGGUUGGGUGCUGCGGACGUUACCUUGCCACUAGUAACGGGAGAAACAUGGUUUAAAGUCCCAGAAUGUAUUAACGUUUGCCUUGUAGGGGCCCCAGGACCUGGAAUUGGAGGCAAGGAUGUGAUCCUUUAUAUUCUACAGCAGCUGAAACGAAACACUGUCGCCUCGGAUCGAAUAGUCGAGUUCACUGGUCCUGCUGUCAAACACCUUUCUGCAGAUGCUAGGUUCGCAAUUUGCAACAUGACUACGGAAUUUGGUGGAGUUACUGGUAUCUUCGCGCCAGAUCAAAUUACCCACGAGUUCAUCCAAAAACGACAUUUGGCACGACACAAGAAUCUUACGACAUAUUUCAAGCCCGACGAUGACGCAGUAUAUCCCAAGCCCGACGACGUUGUUCCUGUCCAGGAUCACGAGGGACUGAAACUGGAUGGCUGCUUCAUCGGCGCUUGUACUACGGCAGAAGAGGAUCUGAUUCUCGGUGCGCUCGUUCUAGAGCAAGGGCUGAAAGAGGGGCAAAGACCAGAGAAGGGGGGUUUGAGGAAGGUCGUUCCAGGCUCAUUGCCAAUCCUCCACAAACUCCGUAGACUGGGACUCAUUGAUAUCUAUGAGAAUGCUGGUUUCGAGAUUGGUAUUCCUGGGUGUAGCUACUGUGUGGGCAUGUCGGCAGAUCAGGCCAGACCUGGGGAGGUUUGGCUAUCAUCGCAAAACCGAAAUUUCGAAAACAGGAUGGGAAAAGGCUCGAUUGGGCAUCUUGCCUCUGCCGCGACAGUAGCAGCAUCUUCCUUCAGCAUGAAAGUCACAGAUCCCCACGAGUUGCUGGCGGCAAUUGACCUUGAAAUCUGGAAUAAUCUCAGAGGCUUGAAAUCAAGUGAAGAAGAACAAAUUCUUGAUUGGCCCCAAUAUAUGGAACCCCGUGGCGGCCAUGAUUCAUCAUUGAUAGAACCACAAGGAGUACAAGACUCCGCUGAUGUGGGUCAUCCCGCAUUAGAGAAUGCCGCAACAUCUAUUCUGACUGGCAAGGUCCUCACGCUUGGCGACUUUGUUGACACUGAUGCGCUUGCGCCUGCCGACUUUCUUAUGAGCAUGAGAGAUAACAAGACCAGCGGAAUGCACUGUCUAGAGCAUACCCAUCCGGACUUUCGUGCUCGUGUAGCCAACGGAUUCAACAUCGUGGUUGCCGGUAGAGGUUUUGGCUGUGGGUCAUCGCGGGAACAAGCCGUAAUGGCCCUACUGGAUUUUUGGCAGGAUGCGGUGUCCAAUGCGUAA